GCGGAACUUAAAACGGUGGAGUUUUUUGCUAGCACUACUGAUAUGUGGUCAAGCCGCACAGCUGAGCCGUACCAGAGUCUUACAGUCCAUUUUAUUGAUGAAGAUUUCAACCUCCGAGCUCGCUGCCUACAAACUACCUACUUCCCAGACGAUCACACAGGGGAAAAUAUUGCAGCCGGCCUGAGAGAAGGGCUUGUCAGCUGGGAUCUCCACGAGGAGAAUCACGUCUGCAUCACGACGGACAACGCGUCGAAUAUGGUGCUUGCUGCGCGGCUUAAUGAAUGGACGAGGCUCCAAUGUUUUGGCCACAGAUUACAUCUUGCCAUUGAAAAUGCACUCAAAGAUGACAGAGUGUCAAGGGCAACAGCACUGUGCAGGAAGCUGGUGGGGCACUUUUCCCACAGUUGGAAGAAGAAAGCAGCCCUGACGGAGGCACAGAGAGAGCUCAAACUCCCUGAGCACAACCUCAUAACGGAGUGCCCAACAAGAUGGGGUUCUAAAGAAAUGAUGAUUGCCAGAGUGCUUGAACAGGCCAAAGCCAUUUCUCAGGUAUUGUCUGGAGAUCGAUAUGCACGCUCCCUUAUCCCAACCUGGCAGGAUAUUGACGUGUUGGAGUCGAUUCACAAGGCACUGCAUCCUCUACUGGAGUUUACUGAUGCUCUUUCUGGAGAGGAGUAUGUAAGCAUCUCCUACCUCAAGCCAGUUCUCCACCUUUUUGCCACAUCAGUCCUGGCUGAAGAUGCUGAGGACACUGACCUGACUAAAUCAAUAAAAACCAAAGUCCUAGCAUACCUCAAUAACAAAUAUGGAGACCCAAACAUCCAGGAGCUUUUGGAUGUUGCCUGUUUCCUGGACCCUAGGUUCAAAAUACAGUACAUCAGUACAGACAACAUCCCUGCUAUCAAGACUCGUCUGAAGACAGAGAUAGUAGACUUGGCACAACGUACAUAUCAUUGGGAGAAGAGGUCUCGUACUGAAACUGUUCAGAUGCCUCAAAGUGCACAGUCCUUGGGGGGAAAAGACGAAGAGGUCUCUUGGCAGUUUUUUUCAAGACCAGUUCAGCCUCUCCUUCUUUGCCUGUAA
Coregonus clupeaformis (lake whitefish) is the source of this 1083-nucleotide messenger RNA. Its product is annotated as E3 SUMO-protein ligase ZBED1-like. The record is from RefSeq and is a predicted model, not a curated record. The coding region runs from base 43 to 1083 and encodes 346 amino acids. The transcript has 3 exons. NCBI's taxonomy places the organism in Eukaryota, Metazoa, Chordata, Actinopteri, Salmoniformes, Salmonidae.